Medioppia subpectinata is the source of this 717-nucleotide messenger RNA. The record is from the annotation of a GenBank genome assembly. Lineage: Eukaryota; Metazoa; Arthropoda; Arachnida; Sarcoptiformes; Oppiidae.
AUGAGUAUUCUUAUGAAUGGAGCAAAUGGUGAAACACUAAAAGAUUUGAAACAAUUCCUUCGAUACAAGAAUUCGUUUAGUGAAGUGAGCGAUGAAACCAUUAACACAGGAUUUGAAGUUAUAAACAAUAAAUAUUAUAAUCAAAUCAUUCACAACAAAGAUCUGCAACUAUUGGACACUUUCGUCAAUACUAUAAAAGUGUAUUAUAAGGGAGACAUACAAUCGGCUGAUUUUGUCAACAAUGGGGUAAUAGAGACGGAAAGAGUGAAUGAAUGGAUUCGCAAUUGGUUAGAAAAAUUCUGGGAACAAUCAACCAAAAAAUUGGAUUUUUAUAACAAUGGAAAUAAUGCCACAAAAGUGGACACAAUGUUUGUGAGGAAAGAAUUCAAUUAUUAUGAGUCAAGUGAACUGAAUUCAGAAAUUAAUUUACAAAAUCUCAAACAAGCCAUACAUUCGUUAAGACAGAGCGAAGUGGAGAUAUUUUUACCAAAAUUUAAAACAGAGAAAUUCUAUGACUUAAUGAAUGAAAUCAAUCCCAAACCCAUAGCACUGACAGAUAGAGCAGACUAUUCACGACUGAAUCGAGAUUUUGAUCAAAAAGUGGCCGAAAUUUUACACAAGACUUAUAUAUCAGUGGAUGAAUCGGGAACCGAAGCCGCGGCCGUUACUGCCAUACGAAUGAGCCGAUCACCCAUUCAUGUACUUUAUAAUGGAUAA